CUUCCCGUUCGCUCAGCCAUACUUAAGCAAUGUACCGGCGGACUAGUAGUUGAGUGGGUGACCAUCAGCGAAUCCCCGCUGUUGUAUGUUUUUUUGUUUUUUUGCCAAUUUUUAUCUUGUCCAUCUAAUGGUAGUUGGGAUGGCAUUGCCUUGGUGUAUGUACACUUUCCCUUUCCCAAGGAACGAAGUUAG
Molecule: messenger RNA, 192 nt
Organism: Aaosphaeria arxii CBS 175.79
Lineage: Eukaryota; Fungi; Ascomycota; Dothideomycetes; Pleosporales
Exons: 1
Source: RefSeq, a predicted model, not a curated record